Pundamilia nyererei is the source of this 1993-nucleotide messenger RNA. It is a transcript of the gene creb5b, whose product is annotated as cAMP responsive element binding protein 5b. Gene Ontology annotation, biological process: regulation of DNA-templated transcription. Gene Ontology annotation, molecular function: DNA-binding transcription factor activity; DNA binding. Lineage: Eukaryota; Metazoa; Chordata; Actinopteri; Cichliformes; Cichlidae. The record is from RefSeq and is a predicted model, not a curated record. The transcript has 11 exons. Bases 105 to 1568 code for a protein of 487 amino acids.
CUAAAUAGAUCGUAUUGUAAUCUUUUCUCAGUCCAACGUGGUUUCUUCUGAGAGACUGCUUCACAUUUUCUGCACUUGUUUGGUAAGUUGAAAGCCUUGCCACCAUGCAGAGGACCGUGCACGCGCCUCUGCAGUUUUAUGAGAAGUUGGCCAGAGUGAUGAACUCGGACCAGGAAAGGCCGUUCGUGUGCAACGCUCCUGGCUGUUCUCAGCGAUUCCCCACAGAGGACCAUCUAAUGAUACAUCGACACAAACAUGAGAUGACCCUUAAGUUCCCCUCCAUAAAGAACGACAACAUGUUAUCAGACCAGACACCCACGCCAACACGUUUUUUAAAGAACUGUGAGGAGGUGGGCUUGUUCAGUGACCUGGACUGCUCAAUUGAGCAGGAAUUUUGCAAAGCCCAGGAAGAAGAGGACAGUAAACAGAACAUUUCACUGCAUGGCCAAGCAGGCCAAGGCCAGCACCAGCAGUCCCACUCACGAAUGGGCAAUCAUGAUACCAGCAUAGUGAUCCAGCAGGCCCUGCCCUCUCCUCAGUCCAGCUCUGUCAUAACUCAGGCUCCAUCAACAAAUAGACAGAUAGGGCCCGUCCCCGGCUCGCUGUCCUCACUACUGCACCUACGAAACAGACAGAGGCAGCCUCUGCCAGCCUCCAUGCCUGGAACUCUGCCAGACCCGACCAUGCCCGGCUCCUCUGCUGUGUUGAUGCCUAUGGAGAGACAAAUGUCCAUGGGCUCCAAUAUGAUGGGCAUGCAAAGCCCCGCCCACAGCAGCUCCUGCUCCUCCACUCACAUUCCCUCCAUGCACUCAGAGGCCAAACUGAGGCUAAAGGCUGCACUUUCACACCACCCCGGUGCCAUCGCAAACGGCAACAUGAACUCCAUGGGCCACAUGAUGGAUAUGAUGUCAUCACGGCAGGACCAAGGCGCUCACCAUCACAUGCACUCGCACUCGCACCCGCACCAGCACCUGCAAGCCCCUCCGCACGCAUACCAGCACCACGGACACCACCACCACAAUCAGGGCCACGCUCAGGGUGGACACCAUCACCCGCAGGGACACAAUCCCCAUCACAACUCCCACAACCCCCAUCUUCAUCCUGGGCACCCACAUCAGACAUCACCGCACCCUCCGAUGCACUCUGCUUCACAGAUGUCACCUGCAACCCAGCAGAUGCAGCCCACGCAGACGUUGCAGUCUCCGCCACCCAGUGGUGGACGGCGCAGACGAGUAGUGGACGAGGACCCGGAUGAACGUCGGCGAAAGUUUCUGGAGCGAAACAGAGCGGCUGCAACAAGAUGCAGGCAGAAGCGAAAAGUUUGGGUGAUGUCAUUAGAGAAGAAGGCAGAGGAGCUCACACAGACCAACAUGCAGCUUCAGAAUGAAGUCACAAUGCUAAAGAACGAGGUGACACAGCUCAAGCAGCUUCUCCUCACACACAAGGACUGUCCCAUCACCACUAUGCAGAAAGAGUCCCAAGGUUACCUCACAGCUCUGUGCACAGAAGCAGCCGAGCCUCAACGUGAGAAAGACAUCACAGUCUGCACGUUGACAUCACAGCCCUAAUGGAUGCCUGGGAUCUCACUGAUUUUUGGACUGUGCUUCAGCUCAGCCGUACAUGACAUCAGAGCCCCACCCUUUGAUACGGAUUCGAGUGACAUUUCCAUGUAAUUAGGAUAAGUCACCUCCCUGUGCAGCUUUAGGAAAAUAAGGCUCACGUCCCCCCUUGGCUGAAUGGCUCUUUUGUACAAGAGAAAGCCAACUCCCAGCCUGGGCUGGAAUGACUUUCAUCGAUGAGUCUAACUGGUGUAAAGAUGUCACCUACAAUGUGUCCAAAAUCCAUCAGGCGUAUUUACGGAGUGGAAUGAUUCACGUUUCCAUUUUUGUGUUAUCCAUUAUCGUCUAUUUUGAGAUGGAGGAUGAGACAUUUGGUGUAACCUUAGGUUGUCACAUGUUUGAAAUAAAUGCUCUUCUGCUAAUAAAGAUUUUUU